AUUCUACUGAUAUACAUAUAAAUAUAUUUUUUAAAGAUAUAUAUACAUCUAUAAAUAUACAUAUAGAAUCAGUAUUUACAUACUUAACUGUCAGUCUUACCCCAGAGGAUUCACGUUUUGCAUCUAGAAUACACUGUGUCAGUGAUAAACACCAGUAUUCUCAUUUUACGUCAAGCACAGAAAUAUAUUUGGAAAGAUGACUCGUCCGACCUAUCAACUCGUCCUAAUCUGCUUAUCCUUCAUUACACUCGCCAUGUAUCUACAACUCGGAACAAAUGCCUACAUGUUACCGAAUAGAUAUCAGUUGGCGCCUUAUGCAAAUGAUUAUGAAAAUGACGCUGUCAUGUAUCGUCAUAUGCUUAUCCCAUUAUCCUCUGUACUAUCAACAAGAAUGCAUAAAAGAGGGCCGGAAUUAAUUAUCCCAUUCAUUAGUGGUGGAGCUCCAGCGAAGAAAUCUGAUGAUGUUGAAUGAAUCAUUGAUUAAUUGAUUGAUUGGUUAAAGUACUGAAUCACUUAACUUAACAGACAAAAUAAAAAUCAAGCGUGAAUACUUGUCAAGUUAAGAUCUGCAGUGUGUUUGCGUGAGUGUCUGUAAUUGUGUGUGUGAGUAUGACUGCGUGUUGAUUUCAUGAAAUAUACAAAAAUCUUUUGAAAACUUUCUUUUUCAAUACAAUAUAUUAAAAAAAGA
Molecule: messenger RNA, 688 nt
Organism: Trichobilharzia szidati
Lineage: Eukaryota; Metazoa; Platyhelminthes; Trematoda; Strigeidida; Schistosomatidae
Source: the annotation of a GenBank genome assembly